CAUCUUUCAGACACCAGACUCCAGCCCUGAAGACUGCAUUACAGGGAGGGACACAGGAAAUCGGGGGAUCCACCAUGAAAGCACUGCGGUCUUCACAGUCUCUGUUGCUCUUGAUGCUGCUGUGGGCUGUUUGUAGCGUGUCACAGGUGCAGGCGGAGGGCAAAGCGGUCAAGCUGUGUGGCCGGGACUUCAUUCGGGCCGUGGUCUACACCUGCGGUGGGUCCAGGUGGAGGAGGCUGCUCAGUUUUCAGGAUGUGGAAGAGUUUCGCAAUGAAGAGCAGAACAGCAUUGAAGACCUGAGUGAGAGCGAAGGAUUAGACCUGUCUGCACGAAAUCUAGGUGACCAGAUCAAGCAAGACGGCUACAUGACAUGCUGCCGGAACGGGUGCCGAAAAAGCGACCUGUCCUUCCUGUGUUGAGGAGUGCACUCACUUAUCACACACUCUUCGGUGGAGGUGGAUCCUUCUGGCCUUUACUCAAGAUCUGCUGGCUCUUUCUACUUCUUUCAUGGAACCAAAGAUAAUUGGCAAUUAUGUUAAAGCAGUGAGUGCCUGUAAAAGAAGUGUUAAGGGAAUGUUAACAUCAUUAAGUCAUUAAGUCAAAGGCAAAGUCCCCCUGUUCAAAUGUGAUGUUCAAUAUUUUAUGUGCUGCUUGUGGAGUAAAAAAAAACAUUAUUAUCCUUUCAAACAAUUUUAGGACUGUUAAAAAAAUCUCUGAGAAUUUUGACUGUAUAUUUUGCAGAUUUUGUCUAAUAAAUGUUGCUGCAUAACCACAA
Messenger RNA from Astyanax mexicanus (Mexican tetra), 775 nucleotides. It is a transcript of the gene insl5a, whose product is annotated as insulin-like 5a. Bases 75 to 419 code for a protein of 114 amino acids. The transcript is spliced from 2 exons. Lineage: Eukaryota; Metazoa; Chordata; Actinopteri; Characiformes; Acestrorhamphidae. Gene Ontology annotation, cellular component: extracellular region. The record is from RefSeq and is a predicted model, not a curated record. Gene Ontology annotation, molecular function: hormone activity.